Exophiala spinifera is the source of this 1533-nucleotide messenger RNA. RefSeq lists its product as uncharacterized. The coding region runs from base 1 to 1533 and encodes 510 amino acids. Gene Ontology annotation, biological process: transmembrane transport; carbohydrate transport. Gene Ontology annotation, cellular component: membrane. NCBI's taxonomy places the organism in Eukaryota, Fungi, Ascomycota, Eurotiomycetes, Chaetothyriales, Herpotrichiellaceae. The transcript is spliced from 2 exons. Gene Ontology annotation, molecular function: carbohydrate:proton symporter activity. The record is from RefSeq and is a predicted model, not a curated record.
AUGCCUUCCAUCAGACUUGAAGGGCACGCUCUGGGACUGCUCGUUAGCUGCGUAGGGGCCGUGGCAUUCUUGCUACAGGGCUAUGAUCAGGCUGUCGUCAACGGUCUUCUGACCUUGCCUACGUGGGAAAUGCGGUUUCCUUCCAUCAACACGAGUGCGGACAAGAGCCAGAGUCGAUCGGUAUUGCAAGGCACGAUAGUUGCUCUCUACGAAGUCGGCUGCUCUGUCGGAGCCCUCUCCUGCUGUUUUCUGGGCGACUUCUUAGGCAGACGCAAGACGAUUUUUCUCGCAGCGUGCAUUAUCAUCAUCGGUGUCAUAAUCCAAGCCACACCAUUCAGUCUCGGCCAACUCAUCCCUGCGAGGAUCAUCACCGGGCUGGGAGUUGGUGCUUUCACCGCGACAGUCCCCAUGUGGGUUACGGAGUGUUCCAAAGCACACAACCGUGGCAGGCUGGUAAUGAUGGAAGGUUGUUUUGCAAUUGGUGGUGUUUGCUUCGCAACAUGGCUCGACUUUGGCUUUUACUUUGUCAAAAACAACUCUGUCAAUUGGAGGUUUCCCAUUGCAUUCCAAUUAGUGUUUGCGCUGAUUGUACUCUCGUUGAUUUUUUAUUUGCCAGAAUCGCCCCGUUGGCUGAUCAAGCAAGACGAUUAUGAAGGUGCCAUGGACUCACUUUCGCGCCUGGAAGGCUUGCCCAGAGACUCAAGAUUGAUCGCCCACGAGAUUAGUACGAUCAAAGCAUCAAUUGAUGCAGAGCAUGUGGGAACCUCGGGGAACCCGUUUGCAACAACGAGAAACCGGCAUCUGCAUCGAACUCUCCUGGCAAUGGCCGUCAAUAUGCUGGCCCAAAUGACUGGUGUCAACAUUGUCACAUUUUACUCGAACACCAUCUUCCAGAACAUCCUCGGGUACUCGCCAGUUCUGUCGCGCGUCAUAUCAGGCUGCCUGCAAAUCUGGCAGUUCUUGUGCGCCACACUCGCAAUGUUCCUGGUCGAUCGGAUCGGCCGACGCAAGUUGCUCUUGAUUGGCUCCUUUGGAAUGAUUAUAUCCCAGUCCGGCCUUGCAGCGCUCACAAAGUAUGCACCCGGGGAUAAGCGCGUCGCUGGAGCCACUUUGCUCUUCGAUUUCAUGUCUCUCUUCUUCUUUCCCAUUGGCCUGUUUCUGAUCCCUUUCAUGUACGCCGCAGAGAUCUCUCCCCUCCGCAUCCGCGCAAAAGUCACUGCAAUGUCAGCGUCAACGAAUUGGAUCUUCAAUUUCCUCUUGGCCGAGGUCACUCCGCUUGGGUUUGACAAUCUCGGAUGGAAAUAUUACCUCGUCUACGUCUGCACAAGCUCCCUGGCGUUUGCAGUGUUUUUCCUCUUCUGUCCAGAGACCAAAGAGCGACCACUUGAAGAUAUCGAUGAGAUUUUCUUGAGAUCGAGCAAUAUCUUUGAGCCUGUGAAGAUUGCAAAGACAUUGCCGGUUGGCGCAGGCGCGGAGCUAGAUAUAGAGAACGAGAAGGCCGAGCAAGAGGAAGUGGUCGUGCAAGUGUCAUAA